This is a messenger RNA of Scaptodrosophila lebanonensis, 1462 nucleotides long. It is a transcript of the gene PIG-Q, whose product is annotated as phosphatidylinositol N-acetylglucosaminyltransferase subunit Q. The record is from RefSeq and is a predicted model, not a curated record. The coding region runs from base 1 to 1386 and encodes 461 amino acids. The transcript has 8 exons. Gene Ontology annotation, cellular component: endoplasmic reticulum; membrane. Gene Ontology annotation, biological process: GPI anchor biosynthetic process. Lineage: Eukaryota; Metazoa; Arthropoda; Insecta; Diptera; Drosophilidae.
AUGAGCAUUAAGAUAUUUAUGCCCACUGAGUAUUUUUAUAUUAAAAGGCCCAUCAAUUUGUACGGCCAAGUUCAAAUUAGCGACGACAAUGUCGUUGUGUAUUACAUAGUAGAUGAUGAGGAUUUCAGUUCUGUUCAUAAGACAACCUGUAAAAUGCGAUUUUUGGGAUCAAUUGUGUGUAGUGAUUCUAAUGAUAGCCAUUACUACCAUGACAUGAACAUAUGUUUUGUUUACAAUGCACUGUCGCCCACUAUUUCACUUACAUACUUAGGUAUUACACCUGAAAGCCUCAGCCAAGUAAAGCUUUUACUCUAUGAUAAAAGUAAAGUGCGAAAUUUGGUUUCCAAAGGCGAGGGUUCUUCGGAAAACUGUUUAAAUAAUGACUGCGAUUUCCUCAUGUUAACUCGAUUGAUAAAGACGGAUUCUCCUCCUAAAUCGGCGUCGCAUAUAAGCCAACCUUUUUCUACAAUUGCUAAUAUCCCAACGAAACUGUUUAAUUUAAUUGUUGAAAACCGUCUUUUUAAAAAUAUAAUGACACAUACUGUGCUUUAUAAAAAUUCACAGGAGUGGCAAAUUGCCUAUACAGAUGGUUCUAGGUUUACUAAUAUUGUGGUAGAUCGAGUAAUGGGAAUAGCAUUGAUGCUGAUAUUAUUUAUGCUUAUUUCUCAUCCCGGCGAUUUCCUUAUUCAAAUAUCCCACGGCAUUAUUGAUCAGUUAUACAGUCUACUGAAAGUGCUAGAAGGAAGUCCGAUCGGCUUAAAACUUAACAUACACUUAAAUAAUUUUUUUCUUGAUUGUUUCAAAUAUCAUAUCGAAUUAUGGUCCACAUUUUUGGAUUUAAUUGAACCAAUAGUACGCCAACUCUUUCAUGCAAUCGGAGUGCUGGGAUGCUUGGGGUUUUCAUAUCAAAUAGCAUUACUGGCUGAUUUGAUAUCCAUUGUUGGUUUACACGCUCAUUGUUUUUAUGUUUAUACGAAAGUACUGUAUAAUGUGGAAGUGAAGGGACUCCGAGUUUUGUGGCAAGUUGUGCGUGGUAAACGCACUAACAUUUUAAAGGGAAGAAUUGAAUCCCACAACUACAUGAACCGUCAGUUAUACCUGGCAACAAUUUUUUUCUCGGGUAUUCUUUUUUUGUUUCCGACAACUUUUAUCUACUAUUCAGUGUUUGCAGCACUGAAGUCUCUUACUUUUAUAACAAUUACUAUACUGGAGUUAUUUCGAUUGCAAUUAUUACAACUUCCAAUUGACAAUUAUCUAAAGCGGAUCAAUAACAGCUUCUUUGAAAUUGAGUGCAUUAAAGUGCGGGACCUUCCAGAUCAACAAAGUCGAACUUUUAAGCAUGAAAACUAUAACAUCCACGUUUUUGUAUUUACAAUUGGUUUCUAGAUUUAAGGUUAUUGUUACCCGUUGGCUACCAUGUUCAAUAAUAAAAAGACUGCUCGCAUGGUUCGUAAACCUUAAA